Molecule: messenger RNA, 1212 nt
Organism: Angiostrongylus costaricensis
Lineage: Eukaryota; Metazoa; Nematoda; Chromadorea; Rhabditida; Metastrongylidae
Source: the annotation of a GenBank genome assembly
AUGUCGCUCGUUCAAGUACAACGCUCACCAUCGCCAUCGAUCGUCGAUGAAUGUGAGGCUGUGGUGGCUGACCAUGCUCGAUAUCUUGCUGUCGUUUCAACUGAUGACGAUGAAAAACUAACUUUGUUGAUUGGGAUGGAUUACUACAAAGAACAUAUGACGUUCGUCUUCCAAUCUCUCCAUAAAGAACUUGACGGUACACGUCGUGAAACGAGAAGACUUAGAGAGCCUGCAACUACCACCGAAUAUUACAUGGACCACAUAUCGUCACCAGAUUUCUUAUGCGCCCAAUGGCAACAGUCGCCAAUGGAUGCGGAUUGCGAAGAUGAGUUUAAAGCUGAUGCGGUUCGAGAUUAUCUUUCUGAAGAAGAGAGAGCAAAGGAAGCAUUGUUGAGAAGGGAGUUGAGACAAAUCAUGCAAAGUGUAGAUUUGGACAGCGUUACAAGUCGUGAUAUCAGAGAAACUUUGGCACAACGUGUUGGAUGUGUGGAUGGGCACAAGGACUUCAUUGAUCGAGAAAUGCUCGUGAUAUUGGGUCAAAUGGAUAAACCAAGUCGUAUUUUCCCCUAUCUUUUACUCGGAACUGAGUGGAAUGCUUCAAAUUGGGAAGAGCUUAAUCAGAAUAAUGUGAGCUAUAUCCUCAAUAUGACUCGAGAGGUGGACAACUUCUUCCCAAUGCAUUUUAAGUAUGUGAAGAUCUCGGUUUCUGAUGAGGCGAGCACUAACUUGCUGAAUAAUUGGAACCUCACUUAUAGCUUUAUUAAGGAGGCGAAAGAACUGGGCAAAGUAUGUUUGGUACACUGCAAAAAGGGUAUUAGCCGUAGCUCUUCGACAGUAAUUGCGUACGCUAUGAAAGAAUAUGGAUGGAGUCUGGAACAUGCGUUGGCGUAUGUGAAGAAAAGGAGGAAUUGCAUCACUCCCAAUAAGGGUUUCAUGGAGCAACUCCAUACGUUCGCCGGCGUCCUAGAGGCGUCACGACAUCGCCACGCACCUCAGUUCAAUGGACAAGGCCGAGCUACUUCGAAUGGGAGCUCACGAGCUCACUCUACGUCGUGCCUUCGAACUCCCCGGCGAGUCUCAUCUGCCAGCGACUCCGUACGAUUCAUCAUACGCGAAUUUGAGCUGCGACGUCGCGGGGCAGAGGAUCCCGUUCGCCAUUCGUUCCCACUCGAUGUGAUUAAUAAACGGAGUUCUAUUCAGCAAAUCAGUUGA